Physcomitrium patens is the source of this 2237-nucleotide messenger RNA. Its product is annotated as GABA transporter 1. Lineage: Eukaryota; Viridiplantae; Streptophyta; Bryopsida; Funariales; Funariaceae. The record is from RefSeq and is a predicted model, not a curated record.
GCCACAAACGGGCACCCCACGCUGAACGGAACAGAGCCAAUCCUGGAAAACAGCAGAAAGUUUUAGCACUCUCUGCGCAGGUGAUUCAUGCCAUGCCUGCCCGAUCAGUGGAGCAAGGAAUCUCUGUCGCAAUGCUUGCGUAGACGCCAUCUCCACCUCGAGGGUUGCCAUCAGGCGGAGUUGGAGGACAGCGCUCGGUUUCUCGGGCUUGUCUCAGCCGAUUGUUGAUCCUGGAUCGAAGCUUAGUUGGUUGAUCGAGACUCGGAGACGCUGUGGCUCAUGUAGCGUUUCAAGGUGCCCUGGAGCGGGAAAGCUCCAGCGAUUCGACCGAGCUGCGGAUCCCCCUUCGUCUGGUGAAUUCGGGAUCGGACCGCUACCGCUGUGAACCUCUCGUUGUGUUUGUGAAGCUUGCGCAGGUUGUGCACGAGGAUAUUUUAACCCGGCGGCUUUUUGCUUCUCACCGUUUCACAAUGAAUGGGCAUCAAGGUUAUACGAGAUUGGAGGGCUCUUCCGAGGUGGAAGCUUUCAGUUCACGUCCUCAAAUGCCAUCUAAAGACGUUGAUGGGGGCGCGCUCUUUGUUCUUGAAUCCAAAGGAAACUGGAAGCACGCUGGCUUCCAUUUGACCGUGUCCAUAGCCACCCCUGCGUUGCUUACCUUACCCUUUGCGCUACGAGAACUCGGGUGGGUGGCUGGAGUUUUAGCACUCGGUCUCUGCGCAGGUGUUUCAUUCUAUGCCUACAAUAUUCUCUCGCAAGUUCUCGAGAAUUCUGAACGCCGGGGCCAUCGGUUUCUCCGAUUCCGUGAUCUGGGAGCACAUGUUCUAGGGCCAUGGGGCUACUACGGUAUUGGCGGGAUUCAGUUUCUUGUAUGCUUCGGAACGGUCAUCGGUAGCUGCAUCGUUGGGGGCCAAAGUAUGAAGUUGAUUUAUAGCAUCCUUGAACCGGAAAGCACAAGACAACUCUCCGAAUUCGUUGCUAUCUUCGGGAUUUUCAUGUUGGUGCUCGCUCAAUUGCCUUCCUUUCACUCGCUACGUUAUAUCAACCUGGCAUCUUUGAUGUGUUGCUUGGGCUUCUCUCUGUGUGUUGUGGGAGGUUGCAUCUAUGCAGGCAAUUCUGUUGAUGCCCCACCAAAAGACUACUCUAUAUCCGGCACCCCUGCUUCCAAGCUUUUUGGCGUCUUUGAAGCACUUGCCAUCAUCGCUACUACAUUUGGAAAUGGAAUUAUUCCGGAGAUUCAGGCAACAUUGGCUCCACCGGUCGAGAAUAAAAUGUUCAAGGGCUUGUUGGUUUGCUACACAGUGGUGGUCACAACUUUCUUCUCUGUCGCCAUAUCUGGAUACUGGGCCUUCGGAAAUCAAGUUGCAGGCUACGUCCUGACCAACCUUGCUCCAACUGAUGGACCCGCUCUAGUCCCAAGCUGGCUUAUCCUCUUGGCCAAUGGAUUUGCGCUUGCGCAACUCACUGCUGUGGCUUUGUUUCCAUGGCUUGGCGUUGACAAUGUUAUGUGGAUGAAAUGGUGGGUGGAGGUGUACUCGCAACCCACAUUCGAGAUCUUUGAAGGCCAGACUUCCGACGUGAAGGAAGGCAAGUAUUCGAUGCGCAACUUGGUGCCACGUUUCCUGCUGCGAUCCUCGUAUGUUGCCUUCGCCACCUUCGUCUCCGCUGCUCUGCCCUUCUUUGGCGACAUUAACGGCGUCUUGGGAGCAUUCUGCUUCACCCCACUAGAUUUCAUCCUUCCCUUCAUCUUCUACUCCUUCACCUUCGGCCCCUCGCGGCAGACGCCCAGGUUCUGGAUCCACUGGGGCAUUGUCAUCUUGUUCAGCGUGGUUGGGUUUCUAGGAUGCAUCUCCUCGGUUCACCAAGUUAUCUUGGAUGCCAAAUACUACAAGUGGUUUGCUGAUUUGUAGCUAUGUUUAGCAGAACACCCAAGUGCGGUGAUUCUCACACCACACCAGAAUUAUUGUAAACAAUUUCAGGAACUACAAAUUCAUGGUCUUGAUCAGGCUAACGCAUCGCCAUGAGCGUCAAAUUUUCUACAUAUGUUCAAUCUGUACGAGUCUGCACUCAUUCAUGUUGCGCAUCCUGUACAUGCUGGGCUGCAUUAGCAACACAGACUGGCUAGUUAUAGCACGCAGAUUGUGGCGCUUAUCCUACCGACACAAGUCAACGUCAGGUUUUUUGUAGCUACAAAUUUUGUAUUUACUUUUGUAUCAAGUCAACGUUGAUUUGUGGUGAAA